Eurypyga helias (sunbittern) is the source of this 622-nucleotide messenger RNA. Its product is annotated as WAS/WASL-interacting protein family member 1-like. The record is from RefSeq and is a predicted model, not a curated record. The annotation marks the transcript as partial. The transcript has 3 exons. NCBI's taxonomy places the organism in Eukaryota, Metazoa, Chordata, Aves, Eurypygiformes, Eurypygidae.
GAAGGAAAGCCCUCCCGGGGCUUCCCCUGCUCCCCCCCAGCUGCCCUCCCGGGCAGGGCUGGACAGCCAGCGAGGUGGACCACGACCGCCGCUUCCCCCUGACCGUCCGAGCUCGGCAGCACCGCCGCCGCCACCGCCGCCUUCAUCAGCUGUCAGGAACGGCUUCCAGGAUGCAGGCGAUGAUGAAUGGGAAAGCAGAUUUUCUUUUCAUCCUAUAUCUGAUUUGCCACCUCCUGAGCCGUAUGUACCCAUGAACAGAAGUUACCCCAGUAAAGUAGCAAGAAAUGAAAGUAGAGGUGGCUCUGGCCGAAAAGAAAGAGGCGUGCCCCCACUGCCGCCUAUACCAAGGUGAAAUGGGUUCUGGCCCAUCUUUGGGCAACGUCUGUUUGCAGUUUUCCUUCGAGUCAGCUCUCCUGCCCACAUCAUUGGAAAGUUGUCUGUUUUGCUUUAUUUCCACUUUUGGCUUGUCAGCUGGAACAAACUUGGGUCUCUAUUACAGAAGUAAGAGGUGCAGCUUAUGAACUGUAGUUGCUCAGAGCUAUAAAUUUUAUUUGCUUAUACUGCAGGCUGUCAUGAAAGGCAUUUCUUGGACCAUACAGAACAUACGUGCAUCAUGCUUACC